Messenger RNA from Anopheles cruzii, 5550 nucleotides. RefSeq lists its product as uncharacterized. The record is from RefSeq and is a predicted model, not a curated record. The coding region runs from base 118 to 5379 and encodes 1753 amino acids. Lineage: Eukaryota; Metazoa; Arthropoda; Insecta; Diptera; Culicidae. The transcript is spliced from 10 exons.
AAACUCUGAGACAAUAUGUUGAUUAAACUGGUGAAAGAAGACUUUCCGUGUCUGAAAAACGGGUUUAUAUAACAUUAUCUACGUGCUAUCGAGUUUCUUCGGAUCUAUUUCAACAAGAUGCACAGCGGUAGCUCCAUUUCACCCAAACAUCCCGCCAUUCCGGUUUCGAUCGGUAUCGCCUCGCUGGUGCUGGAGGGCCGCUCGUCAGCCCUCGAUGAUGACAGCUCAACGACGACGACGACGCCUUCACCAGCGCCACCGGCAGCAGCCGCCGCUACGGGCCCGUCAACGUCGUCCCUGCAGGAGUGCAGUCUGCUGGCGAUCAGCGAUGUGCAGCAGAAGCUAGCCUGCAUCUCGGACGCCCGGAAGCGGAUCAAUCUGAAGCUGCAGCAGCUACGAUCGUCCGGAGCGAGCAGCAAGGACACGGUCGCGCGCCCGAAACGGAUGAGUUGGCCCCACCAUGAGGGCGGCGGCGGUAGUGCCGGGCAGUCGAGCGCCGCCGCUACCGGUGUCAUCUACAGUGGAUUCGAGAAGAUGAACGUACUGGCCUCCGUCUCACCGAUCAAGAAUCACCAUCACCAUCACCAGACGAUCAUUGCGAACAGUUUUAUCAACUUCUCGUCGAUCGCCGCCGCGUCGGCACCGUCAGGGUCUGGGUCGCGUAAAGCUCCGGUUACUGGUGGUGGCCCAGCGGCAACGGCACCAGCAGUCGCAGCGGCAUCGAUCGCGGCAACCAAGCAACGAUCUCGCGAAGGACCCCACUGUGAGCAGUUUUUGAAAAAGAUCGGCCUCGUGAAGCCCGAAGCGGGUGCGGACGAGGGCUCGGAGCACGGCUGCAGCUAUCACAACAUCCACUGCCUUCGCUGGCAGGGCUACUUCGAGAAGCUGUUGCUCAUCCUGCGCCAGGGAGAGGCGGUCUGCAUUGACGUGUUUUUGGGACCCGAAAAUGACACCAUCCUGCUGGAGCAGUGGACACUGAAACUGUCCGCGACAAAAUCAUCUCCGGCGGCCGCGAUGACCAUCCAGUCGCUGUGUGCCGCCAUCCGGAGCCAGCUGUACUUCUCGCAGAUCUCCGCCUGGACCGAGCUAAUCCAGAACUCGCUCGAGCCGGAAAUCUUCGCCCAUCCGCGCAUCAAGAAGAUUCCGCCACCGCUCGGCCCGUCGGUCGGUUCGUCACCGCUGCUGCCCACCGCCCGGCUGGACAUUCUGUUUCGCAUCAACAAAUCGUACGACAGCACGGCCCGCUUCAACGAGAAACCGAUCGUGCACAACUUUCCCGACGCCUCGGUGGCCGAAAACUACGUGGUGCAGGUCUGCCUGAAGAGUUUGCCCCGGUUGGACCGGAUCCCGGGCAUUAACGCGGCCCUGGACGCGACACAGGUGGGCCGCGGUGGCCACCACCGGGGGCCCGGCUCGCUAGCGUCGGCAAUGCCGUGCCACGAGAAGGGCAAACACCGUUGCUUCCGCAAGGAUCUGGAGGACCCGGAGGACGACCUGGAAGAGGAAGAGGACGAGGGGCCUCCUCGGAUGAGAGGGGGAGAGGGUGCCGGUACCGGGCGUGGCGGCGGUGCCGAAUUGCCACUGCUAUCCUCGGCCGCAAUCAACCACCGCGAGAAGCAGCUGCAAAAGUACCGCAAGCGCAUGUUGAAGCGUGAGAAAAAGAAGAAAGUGUGCACCGGCGGCGGCGGACAGGCGGAAGGUGCCGGUGUCGGUCCCGUUGGGUUCCACGGGAUGAUGGCCAAAGGUAGUAACGGCAGCACCAGUAACGGGGUAGCCAUGGCCGCGGUCGGCAGCAGAAGCGGAAGUUCGUCGAUGGACGUGGCCGGCUGUUCGUUGUCGUCGUACGCCGUGUCCCCGAUGAGCUUUAGCAGCUGCAGCAGUAGUGUGGCCGGUGGGACAAGUAAAGCUGCAAGCCCGCGCCCCACGACCACCACACCGACGGCGAUCGGUGGCAGCGGCGUGGUGCAGGUGGCGAGCUGUAGCAAUGGCCACUGCCGCAGCGCCGGCGGCGGCAACGUCCACGGCAACUCGGUGUUCACCUCCUCGAUCAACUCGAUCCAACCUCCGCUCUACUCGUCCGCCAAUGGGCCCGUGUGCGACGAUCGGUACCACGCGAUCGCCCUCAACUCCAAAUCCACCCAAACGGCCACCGUGGUGUCGGGCGCGGCAAACACCGCCGCCGGCGACUGGCCAUCGAACCGUGCGCCGUCCCUACUGCCAUUCGUUGCUUCCGUCGCAACGCAAACCGAGUGCCCGGUGGUGAGACGCGAGAGCCAGCCGUGCACGACGGGGGCACCGAAACCUCACUGCUGCACCGACUGCUGUCGCCAGCGUCAGGGGUCAGUGGAGGAUCAGUUCGCUCGCGAUCAGACGGAUGCCGGCGUGCCGCAACGAAGCUGCUCUCAGGGACCACCAGCGAUGCGGCGGGAAGCGGAAGAUCAUUGCAACGGCGACGGCAGCAGCAGCGGCGGGGCCAACAGUGAUAGACAUAUGCAAUAUUUUAACAAUUACUCUAGAACGUACGAUAUUAUCAAUGAUAACUGUGAUAAACGCCAGCAGCCGCCGCCGCCGCCGCCACCAAACCCGCCGAUCACUAGCCACCACCGGGCACAGACGCCGCCGCCGCCAUCCUCCGCGUUCCUCCGACCAUGCUUCAUCGUCGGCGGUGGAGACGGUUACGAGGGCGACGAGGAUGACGACCGGGACGAGCCGAGCCUGGGCGAUGAUGGCGAUGGGAACGCAGAAAACAUCAGCAACAACAGUGCCGGUCGCACACUGCAAAAAGGCGACCUUUUGCUACAAGCCAUCCAAAGAACUGCCACGCUGAACGGUGGACAGGAGGAAGGGAACAGAAGCCACCCGAGCGUCACCGUUGUCGUCCAGCAGUCGUCGUCGCCUUCGGCACGUCCCGAUCAAUCGCUCCUGCUCCUCAACGGCAGCAGCACCACCGGUGGCGGCAAGCACAAAAAUGGCCCCAGUAUCAACAACAACAACUACGCCACGCAGAACAACAACCACGCCGCCACACGCGGAAGAGACGGUGAACGGCGGGGCCACGAGACGGGCGAGAUGCGCUGCGAGCAGCAGCGCAGCGAAUGUGAUACUUUCAGCAGUGAAAAGCUAGAUUUAGGUGACUGUCGGCUGUGCAAGCGACAAAAAACGAAGCAUAAUUUUAAACUGAAUCUUACCAAUCUCCUCUCGUCGUCGUCGUCGUCGUCGUCGGCGUCGUCACCGUCACCGUCGACUUCCGCGGCGCGUGCCGGGAAGGUGGGAAAGAAAACGAUCCCGGCGAAGGCGGUGCUGGACUGCGGGUCCACGCCGCCCGGCUGCCGUCGGACGCUAUCGGAGAGCCUAGUCGGUCACCUGACCAUUCCGAGCGAUGAAUCCGGUGCCGGUUCGGGGCACCGUCGUUCCGGUCGCGAGCCGGGAACCAUGGAGGAGGACGGUGGUGUUAGCGAAGGAGCCGAGCUGCUCCUCAGCCCGGGCGACAGUCCGAUGCUUAGCAGCUCGACCGGAGCGAUGGGCGCCGGCGGAACGGUGUUCUCGUUCGAACAGAUGAAGUGCUACCGUCGGGCAUUUUCCGAGGACGUCAUCGACACGAUCACCAGUAGCGGCGACGGGGCACGGCGACACUGCGUGGCUAACGGCGGUGCCGGCAUCCGUAGCAGUGAAGAGGAUACGACCGACGACAGUGGCGAUAAUCAGGACGAUGAGUACGGUGCGCAGGAAGCGAUCGUCAGCAACGGUGGUGGUGCUGGUGGUGGUGGACUCGCAAAACAUGUCGGACGUGAGUGCUGCGGUUGCCACAAAAACUAUCCGCCCUACCAGAGCCCGCUGUCGGCGACCGCACAGGCCACCGGUGGGCAGCGGGUGGUGGGAAACACUUCCACUCCGGCAGCGAACGGUGGGGAGCCGCUCUACAUUAGCUGCUCCGAGACGGAUUGCUCGGUCAGUACGGCCAGUAGCGUUUCGCCGCACAAGAAACAGAUUCUCAGCUGUGCCGCGAUCGCUUGCGCCAACGGUGCACCCGGAUCGCCGCACCCCCGAACGCUGCCAACCGCGUCCGGAGCGAUGGAACUGCUGGGCGGCGGCGGCUGUUGCAAACCGUCGCCCAAGAUCAAUCUCAACUACGUGUUUGCCCUGUCGCCGCUGGCACGCGACGAUUCGGGCUUCACGAGCGGUGGCAGUCCGGCCACGUCGACCAGCUUUCCGGCCACCUCACCGAUCGCCAUCGAUGAUCGCUUCGGGACGGCGAAAAGCCGCACGCGCAGUGGUGGGUUGCUGCUCGGUGGUAACGCCGCCACAAGCAACAACGGAGUCAACGGUGGUGGUGAGGGAAUCUUUCGCUACGACUUCGACGAACUGCCCACCAGCAACGGCAGCAGCCCGGGCUCGGGGACAAUCAAGUCCAAGUCCGCUCCCAUCUUUCCCUUUUCACCGCCCUGCACCGCCGGCAACCUUUCGCCUCGGUUCAUGCGCACGGCUCAACGACAGCAGCAGCAGCAGCAACGGUCGCGCUAUCCGUCAGAACGUUCCUCGAUCGGUUCCGAUGAGCAGCUGUCCGACGACGAACUGUCGUACCUGUCGACGUUGGAUGUCACGGGCACACUGAACCCGGCCGGCGGCCAUCUGUUCGCCGUGUCGCCCGGGAAGGUUGGAGGGCGCGCGUUGGUGGCCGCCCGCAGCAGUCUGCCGUCGCAGAUGCUGAGCAAGGUGCUGAACCGGAAUCUGUUCCGCUUUGGCCGUGCACCGCUGCUCGGUACGCUCGAGGAAUCGUUGCUGCAGCGUCGCCUGAGCCCCAAGUACCAGGUGGCCGACUUCAAGGUGCUGCUGGGCGCCUCCGGCAGCUUCUGUCCGACGCAGCUCACCAUUCCGGUUGCAUCCUACUUCUACGAGCUCCCCGGGCAGCACCUUACGACACCGUAUGUGUGUGAAUUACGUCUUCCAAGAAAGGGCUACUCGAUACCGCGCACGGGCACGGUCCAGGCAACGUUGCUCAACCCACUCGGCACGGUGGUUCGGAUGUUUGUCGUGCCGUACGACUUUCGCGACAUGCCCGCCAUGUCGACCACCUUCAUCCGGCAGCGGAUCCUCGCGUGCGACGAAAGCAGCCUCCAGCUGCUCGGCAAAAACAUCGAACAGCUCAGCAACGCCGAACAGAUGAAGCUCCUUCGCUAUGCGAUCCAUUUGCGGUUUCAAACGUCGCGCUCGGGAAAGCUGUCCCUGCACACGGACAUCCGGCUGCUGAUAUCGCGCCGCACCGACUGUGAUACGGCCGCUGCCCAUGCGAAGAAUUUGCUCGAGGCCCCGAACGAACUCAAAGUGGUUACCAUCGUACCGGAGAAUCCCAAGUUUAGCUUACGCAUCGACAAACAGUAGAUAGUGGUGGCCGGCAGGAUUCCCAUCAGCCUCCCGACGCGCCGCCGUCACCCUUCUCUCGUAAGGCGGACACGUCUUACCUUUCGCUAACAAUCUCGAAUCGAGUCGAGUCGUUUCCAGCGUAUUGAGUGAGCCAUCCCCCCCUCAAACCCCGAUGGCCCGACCCAUCGG